Ananas comosus (pineapple) is the source of this 689-nucleotide messenger RNA. RefSeq lists its product as uncharacterized. The coding region runs from base 44 to 472 and encodes 142 amino acids. NCBI's taxonomy places the organism in Eukaryota, Viridiplantae, Streptophyta, Magnoliopsida, Poales, Bromeliaceae. The record is from RefSeq and is a predicted model, not a curated record. The transcript has a single exon.
UGCUCCUUUCGUAUACAAAAUCAAAAGAAAAACCCAUAAAACAAUGGCAUCUCAAACCAUUGAGAGCUAUCGCGAGGGCGCUGAGAUCGUCCGUGGCGACGCUGUUUGCAAGAAGAAGUCUAUCGAAUUGCUCGAAGAGCUCGGCCUUCCGAAAGGACUUUUCCCUUUGGAAGACAUUGAGGAGUUUGGCUACAACCACGCCGUUGGGUUCAUAUGGUUAGUUCAGAAAAAGAAGAGAGAGCACACGUUCAAGAAGAUAAAGCAGGUGGUGUCGUACGCCGCGGAGGUGACAGCCUUUGUUGAGAAGGGCAAGCUGAAGAAGGUAACGGGAGUGAAGGUGAGGGAGCUUCUGCUGUGGCUCACCGUAGUGGAAGUGUACAUCGAAGACCCUACGAUUGGAAAAAUCACUUUUAAGACCAGCACGGGGUUAGCCGAUAGCUUUCAUGUUUCUGCGUUCGAGCUCGGAGAAUAGAGAGAGAGAGAGGGACACAGAAUGAGUUUAAACUUUUGGGUUAGUGUUAUGCGGGGUUAUAUGAAGAAUUUAAUAAUUUAUAGUUUAUAAUUUUACGUAGGUGUUGUCCACAAGUUAAUUAGCUUAGGUGAGUUGUGCCGUCAUGUUCUACUAUACCUCCAGUGUACUGUAAUAUUCAAGUCGUGUAAUAUUCAAUAAAAUCAUUUAUUUUAACUAA